This is a messenger RNA of Klebsormidium nitens, 2648 nucleotides long. NCBI's taxonomy places the organism in Eukaryota, Viridiplantae, Streptophyta, Klebsormidiophyceae, Klebsormidiales, Klebsormidiaceae. The record is from the annotation of a GenBank genome assembly.
AUGCGGCGCUCUGCAGCGCUCCCCCCACCAAUCACCGCACUGACUGGCUCGUGCAAAGCACGGUGCUCCAGCGAAAGGGCUCUAGCUGGGCUGCAGCUCUGCUCCACUGCGGCCUCCAAAGUCCACAGACUCAGAGUGGCCGAGGACGGAAUCCUGCGCCAAAAUGGCAUCAUGAAACGGGGCAUUCGCCAAUUUUCUGUGGCAGCAGCCUCCGAGCUUAUUGCGGCGCCCAUGGGUCCAGGCAUUGCAGCCAGGUCGGUGCUCUGGCGCCUCACAGUGGUGGCCCUGCUGGUGCAGGCGGUGUGUGCGUCGUCACGGCUGCCCCUGCAGGUGGCAGAGCAGCUGCGCGGCAGGCAGGACCCCGUGCGCAAGCUGCUGCAGACAGCCGCCAGUGUGCCACCUUCCACAGAUGGCACCGCCCCCAUUGGCAUCCCCGCCCCCUCGUCUGGCUUCUGCGCCAGCGCCAUGUACCCCACCACGUGCACCAUCCCCGGCACCGCCACGCCCUACUGCUGCCCGGCAGGCUACUCCUGCUUCCCCGGCAGCGGCUACGCAUGCUACAAGCAGAGCCCCGACGGCUCCUUCCCCAGCCAGCCGUCCAACUUCGGGUGUGGCGCCAUCAUCGAGAUUGGGCUGGACACCAUCCAGGAGCUGUUCAUGUCCGGGCAGCUCACGUCGCGCGCGCUCGUGGAGUGCUACCUCAAGAGGAUUGCCGACUACGACAGCAUUGCCACAUUUGCAGGAAUGGCGCCGUACGCCAUCAACAGCGUGCUGGAGAUCGACCCCGACGUGCUGGCCAUCGCCGAGGCCCGCGACCAGGAGCGCAUGGCGUGCCUGCCGGAGUGUGCGCUGAGCAAGCUGCACGGCGUGCCCAUCGGGCUCAAGGACAACAUCAACUCGGACGGCAUGAACGCCACCGCCGGGUCCUGGAACCUGCUGGGGUCGUAUCAUAAGCAGGCGCCCAUCGUGGACCUGUUGAUUGCGGCGGGCGGCAUCAUCAUGGCCAAGAUGGGCCUCUCCGAGUGGGCCUUCUUCCGCGCGGGGGUGGAACCCAAUGCCGUCGUCUCGGGCUGGUCCGGUCGCGGAGGACAAGUCUACGACCCGUAUGUGCGGUACCAGCCCGUAAACAUCACUGCGCGCGUCAGUCCGUACCCGGAGGUCCCGAGCGCCAUUCCCGCUGGCUCCGUCUUCACCGCCGUCAACAGCCCCACCAUCGUGUCCGGCAGCUCCGGCGGAUCAGGAGCCGGAACGGCCACCAACAUGGUCGCCGUGACGGUCGGCAGCGAGACUGGCGGGUCCGUGCUGCUGCCCGCCCGCAACAACGGCAUCGUCGGCUUCCGUCCUACUGUGGGCGUCAUGAGCCGCAACGGCAUCGUCCCGCUCGGGGCCACGCAGGACACCGCAGGGCCCAUGUGCCGCUACGUGGCGGACUGCCUGUACAUGUUCGACGCGAUGGCGUACGAUGACCUGGCGGACCCCAUCCACUCGGGGGCCACGCCCUGGCUGCCGCCCUACACGCGCCCCGCGGGGGGCUACCUGCCGUACCUCAAAAAGGACGGCCUCGCGGGCAAGAAGAUCGCGGUCGUCCCGCUGCCCGCCACCACCACUGGACCCGCUGUUGCGGCAUAUGCCGCGCUGCCAGACUUGCUCAGGUCUCGCGGCGCCACUGUAGACGUUUUACCGUCCAACUUCGCGUUCCUGACCCUGGGCGGCAACCUGUUCAACGGCGACUUCAAGGUCGACAUCAACCUCUACCUUUCGCAGCUCACGUGGAAGGCCGGGUACACGGUGCAGAAGAGCCUCGCGGACAUGAUUGAGUACAACAAAAAGAACUACGAGCUGGAGUUCCAGGGCGGCGUGUGCUGCCGCGGCGACCCUGCGUACGCCAACAUGUACCAGCAGAGCUGGGAGGCCAGCCAGGCCACCGGGGACAAGCGGGACGCCGCCUACCUCAGCGCAAGGACGAACUCUUCCAUCAUCGCUGCGAGCAUCAGCGACUUCUUCAAGAGCAACAGCUACGACGCCGUCGCCAGCAACGGAAACCUUAUUGGCACUUGGGCGCGCAUCGGGUUCCCCGGGCUGACGGUGCCGUGCUUGGGCGUGAACGCGGUGGGCCUGCCGCAGGGCAUCACGCUGCACGGGUACCCCUACAACGAGGGCGACCUGUUCGCCAUCGGGUACGACAUCGAACAGAACCUGUGCCCGGGGGGGCGGCCCAAGCCCACCUACUGUAACAGCCAGUCCUGCUAAAGGACAUGAAUCGCACUGCCGCCCGCCUGCGAGCGGAAGGCAGAUUUCUACCGAUGAACACCCGAAGUAGUGCAGUUCUCAGGACGUAAAGUAUGUUGUGUUUUGAACACGUGUUGCCUUAAGUUAUGGUUGAAGCUGGCCAGACCGACCCUUUUGAUCGCCGCAGUAGGCAUCUUUUACGGUCGACCGGCAAAGAUGAUGCUUUCAACAGAGACUGGCUUAUGAGGCCCAGCUUGCAAAAGUUAUACGCUUCGCUACAGCAGAAGUCCCUGGUCCUUUCAAGUGCUGGCAAUGGAUUCGUCCUCAUAAGACCACGGUCAACAGAUGUACAGAAGCCGCUCUAGAUUUUGGACUUACUAAGUUUGGAAAAUUCUGCAAGGGUCAGACAAAGUUUCGUU